CUCCAUUAGCCGUUAUUUCCUUCAGUUCCUGCAAAUGAAUGUUCAGUCCUAAGGCUUACUGCAUCAUUGAUUGUACUUGAAUAUUGAAAAAUGUGGGAGUACUCAAAAUACCAGAAGGUUGAUCGGGUGAGAUCCUGUGUGAUUUGCUAAUUGUCAGAAGUAGACAGAGGUUAGAUUUUGAAGAGGUCUGUAUCUUUGAAAAAUAAGUACAGACUGUGCCUUGUUCAGUCUUUUUCAAUUAACCACUUAAAAAUUCUCAACUGUUUGGUUUAGUUGUCAGUUAAAUACUUGGUUUCCAGAGUAUUUACUUUCUGAACUGGCAGGAUCUAAGUAAGACAGUAUUAAAUCUCUCAGCUGUCUGUUUACCGGCUUAGACUUGAACCUUAAAGAUGCUCUGGUGCAAAUGGAAACAAGAGUGGCCGGGUUUCACUACAAUGGCUUUAAAAUAUUUCUGAGUUUCAGGAAAGCCAAUAUUAUAAAAGCCCUUUUUGUUGUUGUUUGCAUACACAGAAAAUGAAGUUGUCAGGAGCCUUUUGAUGAGCACAGAUGUUAGGUUUUUGGAAUAACCCCUAACACCCCUUUCCUGGCCCUUCCCGUGAUGGGUCUGAAUAUCUGGUACCACGGACUUCCUCAGACUUCGCACCACGCACGCAUUCUUCAUCAACAUGAGUUUCUGAGCGUGGUUUACUCAACCUGUUGGAAGUUGGACUUUUAACCUAGUUACAGAAAGUCUUUAUCCGGGAGACACUUCCAGCUUUAUUUGUUGGGAUGGCCGUCGUUGUUUCCCUAAUUCCAUCAGUCUUUUGCGAGGAGAGAUGACCGUGGCAAGUCUUGGGGAUCAAGACUUAGAGCUUUCGUUGUUGAGGUUCCUCAGUGCUGAACUAACAAGAGGGUACUUCCUUGAACAUAAUGAGGCCAAGUAUACAGAAAGAAGAGAAAGAGUAUACACUUGUAUGCGAAUACCAAGAGAAUUGGAAAAGCUCAUGGUUUUUGGAAUCUUUCUGUGCCUGGAUGCAUUUCUGUAUGUGUUCACCCUGCUUCCUUUAAGAGUUUUCCUGGCACUAUUCAGGCUCUUCACUCUGCCUUGCUAUGGCUUAAGGGACAGACGUUUGCUUCAGCCUGCUCAGGUGUGUGACAUUCUGAAGGGUGUCAUUUUGGUAAUCUGCUAUUUUAUGAUGCACUAUGUUGACUACUCCAUGAUGUAUCACCUGAUAAGAGGGCAGUCAGUCAUCAAGCUCUACAUCAUCUACAAUAUGCUUGAGGUAGCAGAUCGUCUGUUUUCAUCAUUUGGACAAGAUAUAUUAGAUGCUCUCUAUUGGACAGCAACAGAACCUAAAGAAAGAAAAAGAGCCCAUAUCGGAGUGAUCCCUCACUUUUUCAUGGCUGUUCUCUAUGUCUUUUUGCAUGCAAUUCUCAUCAUGGUUCAAGCAACAACUCUCAAUGUGGCUUUUAACUCCCACAACAAGUCACUGCUUACUAUCAUGAUGUCUAAUAAUUUUGUUGAAAUUAAAGGAAGUGUUUUCAAGAAGUUUGAAAAGAACAAUCUUUUUCAAAUGUCAAAUAGCGAUAUUAAGGAACGAUUCACGAAUUAUGUGCUUUUGCUAAUAGUGUGUCUAAGAAACAUGGAGCAGUUUUCUUGGAAUCCAGAUCACCUCUGGGUGUUGUUUCCAGAUGUCUGUAUGGUGAUUGCAUCAGAAACUGCUGUGGAUAUUGUAAAACAUGCCUUUAUCACCAAGUUCAAUGACAUUACCGCAGAUGUCUACAGUGAAUAUAGAGCCAGCCUUGCUUUUGACCUUGUUAGCAGUCGACAGAAAAAUGCAUAUACUGAUUACAGUGACUCCGUGGCACGGAGGAUGGGGUUCAUCCCUCUCCCACUAGCUGUUCUGCUCAUCAGAGUUGUAACAAGCUCAAUUAAAGUGCAAGGAAUCCUGUCUUAUGCCUGUGUCAUACUCUUCUAUUUUGGGUUGAUAUCCCUGAAAGUACUUAAUAGCAUCGUGCUGUUGGGGAAAUCAUGCCAGUAUGUGAAGGAGGCCAAGAUGGAAGAAAAGUUGUUUAAUCCCCCUCCAGCCAGUGCACCAGGCAAACCACCUAAUAAAUCACAGAGCAAAUGUAAACCCUCUCAAGAAGAAAACCUGUCUGCUUCGGUCACCAGCCAGCCUGUUCAUCCAAAGGAAAAUGUCAUCCCAUUACUUGUGGCAAGCAGUUCUGAUCAGUUUCUCACGACUCCAGAUGGCGAUGAGAAGGACAUAACGCAGGAAAGCUCUGAAUUAAAGCACAGAUCCUCAAAGAAAGAUUUGUUAGAGGUAGACAGGUUUACAAUCUGUGGAAACCGAAUCGACUGAACUCUGUGGCCUCUCGUGUCCAGCAGAGUCCCGGGGUGGAGAUGCUCUGCUCCCGGGACGGACAGAUGCGAAAAAUGGCACUUAAAUAUUUAUUUAAAAACUUAAAUUAUUAAUGGAAAGCGAAUCUUAAUAUCUCUCUUCCAGUAAUGGGGUCUGGCUGCAGGUCAGUUUGCAGAAGAGCAGCGACCUCCAGCCUGGACUCUGGAAACCUGACGGGUUGGAGGAGCCCCACCUGCUCGGUAGAGAGCAGUCGCCCCCGGACCUCACGGGCGAAAUGUCAGAAUCACUCUGCUUUGUCAGUCCGCACUUCCAGAACAUCGAAUUGCCUCGAGGCCUCUUCAGUACAAGGAUAUACCUGGAAAACUGUGAAGCUUUUCCCAUGACAUUACCUUUCCAGUCCCAUACUAUUUUCACAAACAGUUCUCAAACUGUCCUUCGUCUGCCAAAGCAGUAAAAAAAAAAAUAAUUAAACUUAAGUCAAGAUAAAUGUUCUUACCGCCAGAAUAAUCCUUGAAGAAGAUGUAUCUGAAUUAAUCAGAAUAAAAGGCUACCUAAAAUAAUUCGUGAUGAAUAGUAGCGUUUUAUAGGAAAAAACCCUAACCCAGUUUAUUUAAAAAAUAUUCAUUAAUGAAGGUUGCAUCACGGAGAAAAAUGUUUCAUAAUUUUUCAGUUUACUCUUUAAAGCAAAAUGUGAGCUGUGUAUUGUUCCACUGCAAUGGAUGAAAUAGAAAUACCCUUACAAAAAAGCACUUUUUUAUACUGAAAAAGCAGAGCAGUGUUAACUUUAAUGUAUGGUUAACUGGUUUCGCUUUAAAACGAAUUGCUUCAUAAAUUGUUACAGUUAAAAGGAUUUGGUGUUGAAUGGGCUGAAGAAUUGUCAGUGUACAAAAUCCAAAGGUGUGAACUUUAACAGAGUUUUUUAAAGUGACAGCUUUAAGCAAAUAUUCUAAAUGGUUUGGGUAGCGUCUUGCUUGGGCUUCUAAAAUGCGGGAGUCCUGCUGAUUGGAGCGUCUGUAGGGGUGCCUGUGCUGGGGGCCGGUGGCCGUGUGUUUGGGCUGCGAGCGCGGCUGUCGGGGGGGCAGUGAGGUGUGUUGUGUAUGGACGCUGGGAACAGCAACCAAAAGGUGCUUUUUGGUUUUGUUUGAGACCAAGAUUCCAUUUCUGCUAAUUACUAGCUUGUGGCCCACAUCAUAGGACAAGUCAUUUCCCACCACAGUUUUAUCUUGAGAAACCUUUCUGCAUUUUUAUAAAAAUUUUACAGCGUCUCAUUUCAAAAUGUGCAGAUGUAACUGUUAACUGUCAUUUCCUUUGAUGUCUUCAUGUUGAAGUUCAGCUCCUGUGCUGACACUUCGGGCAUAUGAUAUGCAGAAGAUAAAUUUUAGGGGAUCUGUCUCUUUCCUGGGUGAAAUACAAAGCAUGCUUUAAUGUUUUGGCUUCUUUGGCUUCUGUAGAAAUACGGAAGUGAAUCUUAAUGUUUUGCAUUAACUAAAGAAAUACGAAGAUUAAUGUUCAUGUGGGGUAAAAGAGGAAAUCUUAAUGAAAUGCUUUUGUGAAACCAGGAAGUAUUUUAAGUUAAAAAUGAAAAGACUCGUAUUUUAUGUAUAUUUCAACGAAGCCCCAUUUUAGAAUUCUUCUGGUAUCCAUCUCCUCUUCACCACCAAAAGGAACAGUGUCCACGUGAAUGGAAUAGUUUGGGGGAAACUUUGCCAAACGUAGCCCUGAUCAGAGCAAGAAUAUGGUUUGGGUAUAUCUUUCAAUUCAGCUUGAAUUAUCCUGUUAUUAUUGUGCUGUCAUUUUCGGAAGAUUUCAUUUCCUUUGCAGAAUCUAUUGGGAGUUCGGAAUGAUGUUCAUUUCCUCUGUUAAAAUGGCAUUCAGUACUAAUUUUAUAAGUGCAUCUUGUGUGAAACUCAAUAAAUUCAAUUUUGUAAUCUUU
Molecule: messenger RNA, 4275 nt
Organism: Zalophus californianus (California sea lion)
Lineage: Eukaryota; Metazoa; Chordata; Mammalia; Carnivora; Otariidae
Gene: TAPT1
Product: transmembrane anterior posterior transformation 1
Exons: 14
Coding region: 816-2342 (508 amino acids)
Biological process (GO): maintenance of protein localization in endoplasmic reticulum; positive regulation of cilium assembly
Cellular component (GO): endoplasmic reticulum membrane; ciliary basal body
Source: RefSeq, a predicted model, not a curated record